Molecule: messenger RNA, 2741 nt
Organism: Gambusia affinis (western mosquitofish)
Lineage: Eukaryota; Metazoa; Chordata; Actinopteri; Cyprinodontiformes; Poeciliidae
Gene: sparta
Product: spartin a
Exons: 8
Coding region: 33-1703 (556 amino acids)
Biological process (GO): cell division; negative regulation of BMP signaling pathway
Cellular component (GO): plasma membrane
Source: RefSeq, a predicted model, not a curated record
CCCGCCCGUUUAAACUCCUCCCAUUCCGCUUGAUGCCACUUUCCUUCCAGCUCAUUCUACGGCUGACUGCGAAGGAGUGCACCCAGAUUUCUCUUAUGGCUGAGCCUGCUGAACUGCUUGUCAUUAAGGAUCAGUAUGAGCUGGCCCAACAAUCCAUGAACCAUGGAUCAGCGGCUCAGGAAGCUGACAACAAAUCAGAAGCUCGGCUGUAUUACAAGAAGAGUCGUCUGCAUCUUCGUCAAGGACUCGAAGUUCCUACUGGAGGGGAAAGGCAUCAAGGAGUGGUCUGGGACAAGGCUAGGCAGCUUCAGCAGAAGAUGAAGGAAAUGUUGGCGACUAUUGACACACGCCUUUCUGAUCUGGAAAAGUCCACACCAGGGAACACACGCUUACUGUCCAAUUUUUCUACUCCUCUUUACCCAGACUUGGUAAUUAAUGGUCAACCCACCAAUAGUUCUGUCCUCCAUCUGUACCCCACCAUACCAGAUACUACCCACAGUACAUCACCAGCCUCUAUCAGUUCUAUUUUCCCUGCUCUCCCAAACACACACACACUCCCUUCAGCUGAUCUGGAAACUGUGGCCAUGGAUAGCUCACCAGACCUGCCUCCAGCAUACACUCCAAAGCCAAUGGAUGGGCACCGCAGCCUGGUUUACGAUCCUGCAGGAGGCGGCCUCUGGUCAAGGGAACCACCAGAUGGGAAGGAGCUGCUCUCCAUCCCCUCUGGGGUACAGCUGUUCUUUGUCGAACCAAACGGUCAGGUCAGCUCUCUUUCCUCUCCAGGCUACCUCCGUAUCACCACAACGGAUAAUCAGCAAAGUGAUUGCAAUGCUGGAAAACCCUCUGGAUUUUUACAUGUGUGUGACCGUCUGUAUCCCCUGUCAGCAGACACCCCGGUGCUGCUGGCUAACUCUGGCAUCUACAUGUUCCCCGACUACUCGGGAGAGUUGCCCGGCUCCUUUGUGGGUUUAGUGCUGUCCUCUGAACUGCCUGCGGCGGACUGUGAGAUGUUUCAGGAUGUUCUAACACAACUUGCUGAUCUCAGGAUCCAGGGAACAGAAGGAGCUGAAGGAGAGGUCAUUAACUUGACUGAUAAAAUUCCCUUGAAUCCUCUGCAUGAGGAAACAGAUCAAAUGGUACCAGAGGGGGAAAAUGUAAAACUUCUACUUCCUGGAUGGAGUGAGAAGAUGGCUCAAGGAAUUUUGUCUGGAGCUACAAAACUGAGUCAGUCAUUUGCAAAAGGAGCAGAGGCCACUGGGAAUGUCAUUCAAAAAGGAGCAGCCAAGAUCCGGGACCGCAUCACACCAGAGGAGACCCCAUCUGAGGUCAGUCCACAGGUCACCAAAGGUCUGAAUGCUACCAAACAAGCCACUGGGAGCGCUGUUCGAGUCAGUAAAUUCCUAGUGAAUGGCAUAAGUACAAUUGCAGAACAUGUGGCAGAAAAGGUGGCACCUCAUGUGAAGAAGCACGGUGCUAAGCUGGUCCCAGAGUCUCUGAAGAAAAGUCAGGAUGGCCAAGCUUCUAACUUCGAUGGAGCCAAGUUUGUAGCAACCAGCAGCAUACAAGGUUUAAGCACAGUUUGGGAAAGUCUAGAGACUGGAGCAAAACAUGUCUGCAAAAGUGUUGCAACUGAAACUGUCACAACAGUAAAGUACAAAUUUAGGGGGUUAGAGAAUCUUUUAAACAUGUCUGGGAAGAUGUGACUUCACUGGGAAGUAAAGGUCAAAUUAACAACUGAUCUAGUCUUCUUGUGCUUCUACUAACCCAACCUAGAUUAGAAAAUAACCUUGCACAACCUGAUGUAGCUAUUUCUUUUUCAAACUAAUUUGUAUGCUUUAAGUAUGCUUUUCAGAGGUCUUUUUUGCAUUAGGCUUGCAUUUUAUUUUCAUUGUACUGGAUAUACAAUAUCCAGUACAGUGAAUAUUGUACUGGAUAUUCAGUAUAGAUGCAAGCUGAUGUGUCUAUUUUUAUCCUUCAACUCAAAUAAUUAAGAAUAGGUACAGAUCCUAUGUAUUAUAAUCAUUAUGCCUAAAAAACAGGGAUCUACACUUGUUAAAACAUUGCAUACAUGAACUGGACAUAAAGAUUUUUGAAGCUGCAUACUUUGAACGGAUAAACCAAGCCUCUCUUCUAGACUGAUUGUUGGUGUGUCUGUGUUGCUGUAAGCUACAUGCCAGAUUAAGCGAUGUCAUUGCAUAUAACACCUUUUAACGUACAAAAAUAUGCUAGAGUUUGUGUGUUUUUCCUUAAACCAAUGUUUUAGUGCUCCUGCAGCUCUAUUGUCAUUUAUUUUCUUCUACCACACUCUUUUUCUCUAACACCUCCAAAUUAUUUAUGAUGAAGGUACGGCAAUGAUGCAGGCCAAGCCACAGAUACAGCUCUCCGCACAGUGGGCAACAUUGGUUUGACUGCACAUAAUAUUGACAAUCUGGGCCUCAAAGCCUUACUGAAGACUACUGGGAAGAAGACGACCAAGGCCAUGGUUAAAGAAUCUGACGAUGAGGUAAAGGAAACUGAAGAGAACAAGAUGCAAAAAGACAAACAUCUCAAACAAGCAGAGAAGGGGGUGGAGAUGAAAGACGAGGCAACAGCUAAGAAAAGGAUGUGAAUAAGGAAAGAAGAAAGAAUAAAGUUCUACUCGACAUAAUGCUUUGUUGUCAUACAAUAUAAAUUAAUGGUGUAUUUAAAUGAAUAUAUUGAAGUAUUAAAUACAAUAAACUCCAUUUUAAGUGUUGUUUGAA